AUGCCAGAACUUGCGAAAGAUACGAAGAAGCGCGAGCUCAAAGAGGAACACUCCUCUUCUGAAGGUCCAGAAACACAAAAUAAAAGGGCCAAGGUAGAGCAAGCAGAGAAACAAGAGCAACAGGAAGAGGCAAACAAGGAAGACGCAGAAAGCUCCAAGGAUGACUCGGAGACGGUAGAAAAGUCUGAAGGAGAAUUGAGGGAAGUAUCCAAACCAGAAGAAACCAAGAAGGAUGUCACGGAGGAAGUUAAAAACAAAGAUGAGGCCGAAGUUGAGACUAAAGAUGAGGCUAAAGACGAAGCUAAAGACGAGGCCAAAGACGAAGCUAAAGACGAGGCCAAAGACGAGACCAAAGAGAAAAAGCCUGCUUUUGGACAGUCUUCCAGCUUCUCAAUGGGUUUUGGGGCAGCCUCCAAGCCAUUUGGCUCAUCUACACCAUUUUCUAGUGGAUUCGGUGCGGUUAAGAAAACUACAGACGAUAAGGAUGCUGGAAAACCUAGCUCCGGAUUCUCUUUUGGUGCAGGCCUAUCCUUUGGUGCAGGGUUCAAAGCAGCAAAAGUUGAAUCGAAGGAAGAUGAUAAAUCUGGGAAUGAAACACGAUCCGUAUCUGAUACCAAAGAAAGCACAUCAACUCCAAUUACUGAGCCAAUUGUUAAACUCACAAAACAAGAAAUCAAGUCUGGAGAGGAAACUGAGGAAUCGUUGUUCCAAACGAAUAUCAAAUUAUACCAAUUGACUGAUAUAAAAGAAGGAUGGAAGGAAAGAGGUGUCGGUACACUCCAUCUCAAUAAGGAUAAAAACUCCGAAAAGGCUAGAAUCAUCAUGAGAUCGCGUGGAUUAUUGAAGGUCGUUUUGAAUUUGCCAUUGGUGAAAGGGUUCUGCAUCAAGAAGGGUUUCCCGGGCUCUCUGCAUGGCGAUAAAUUUGUCAGAGUAAUUACAGUUGAUGAAAACAAACUUCCCGUACAGUAUGCUCUUAGAACUGCUAAGCCCGAGAUAGCUGAUCAGCUUUAUGAUUUAAUGACUGAACAUGUACCGGAAAAUUAA
Kluyveromyces marxianus DMKU3-1042 is the source of this 1044-nucleotide messenger RNA. RefSeq names its product Yrb2p (gene YRB2). Bases 1 to 1044 code for a protein of 347 amino acids. Gene Ontology annotation, cellular component: nuclear pore; cytoplasm. Gene Ontology annotation, biological process: protein import into nucleus. Lineage: Eukaryota; Fungi; Ascomycota; Saccharomycetes; Saccharomycetales; Saccharomycetaceae. Gene Ontology annotation, molecular function: GTPase activator activity. The transcript has a single exon. The record is from RefSeq and is a predicted model, not a curated record.